Ilyonectria robusta is the source of this 1419-nucleotide messenger RNA. RefSeq lists its product as uncharacterized. The transcript has 4 exons. Gene Ontology annotation, molecular function: zinc ion binding; DNA-binding transcription factor activity, RNA polymerase II-specific. Bases 1 to 1419 code for a protein of 472 amino acids. NCBI's taxonomy places the organism in Eukaryota, Fungi, Ascomycota, Sordariomycetes, Hypocreales, Nectriaceae. Gene Ontology annotation, biological process: regulation of DNA-templated transcription. The record is from RefSeq and is a predicted model, not a curated record.
AUGCCUGUCGGCCCAUUCGACAAUCGCAAGAAGCGGUCUCGCUGCGGCCCUUGCUCAACCAGCCACCUGAAGUGUUCUGGUGCCCUUCCAUGCAGCAAUUGCGAGAAAAGGGGCGCUGCAUGCAGCUAUCUGCGCCAAAAGCCUGCUAAUGCACCCAUUUUGAUCGACAGGGGAAAGCAGAAAACCAUUGCGAGCUAUGUAGCGCCAGCCAAGACCAGGGUCGUCGUCCACCGGAUGCAGAUGAACACGAGUCCACGUGCCGACCCUGCGCUUUUCUACUUGUACUACUUUGACGUCUUUCUCCGCAAGAACUCCUUCAGCUGUCAGGGGAAAUUCUCCGUCGACGUCAAGGAGCUCAUGCAGCGCUCCACUUGCGGGGGUUACCUCAAGGAUGCUGUCCUGGCACUCGGCGCCAUGGAGGCUGUCAAACUGCAGUCCGCCGACGGUCCCUCCCAAGCUGAGACGUAUCGCUUUGCCUUGAGCUCCUACAUGAAUUCGGUAGCUGGUCUUCGGGAUGCACUCGAGCGCCACAGUCAUGAGCCACAGCUUCGACUCAAUGUGUUGUGGAGCACACUCCUACUCGGACUAUUCGAGCUCAUGAGUGACUCUACAGGCCAGGGCUGGGUCCAACACAUUGUCCAUGGGACUUCAAAAGCCCUGGUAGCGAGCGGUCCUCUCUCAUGUCAGUCCAGUUUUGGCAAGAGAUUCUUCAUGGAGGUAAAAAUAUUCGAGGUUUGCAGAGCCAUCAUUUUCAAUGAGCCUACCUUUCUGGCUCAGUCGAAAUGGAAGGCACUCUCGGCCAAGUUGCAAACAGACCUGGUCGAGACGGAAGCACACCCCUUGGAUGAGCUGCUGGAUAUCAUUGUAGCCUGCUCUUCCCUUCGAGUUCGUGCAAGCGAUUUUAUCAACGAGAUGCGACCCACAGUGCUAAAUAAUCUCAUGAAAGAGGCUCACGCUAUUUCCAUGGAGGGAUUCCUUCAAAGAGCGACUUUGGCUGAGUGGGACUCAAAACAUGCUCAACCAGUGAGAGAAAGAACUAAACUGGAGGGAAAUUUUGAAGGCGACGACUUCUUUCUGCUAGCAAAGAUCUUCUUCGCAGCGACCAGCAUUUAUCUUUCUGGGGUCUUCGAUUACGAAAUCACGCACUGGCAGAACCUUGGCAUUCUGCCAGCCACGCUGUCCGAAGACGAGAUUCAAGUGCACGUCCAGGUCAUUCUUGAGACGAGUAAUAUUAUUCUCGACAGGUCGAGCGUGUCCCCGGUCCUCCUGUUGUUCCCACUACGGGUCGCAGGAGCUCGGUCGUGGCACGUCGCGCAGCAGGAAUGCAUUCUUCAGCUUCUCGACAAGAUUGAGUUGACGUUUUCGGUUGCAGCAGCCUUCAAGUUUGAGCUGGGAAAACUAUGGAGCAUGAUAAGUUGA